UGAAGGACGACGUAGAACGGUGCCUUUGAUGGCUUCGCUGGUGGCCUACGAGGAUUCGGACUCAGAGGCUGAGACUGAUCCUGCGGGCGGUUUCCAUCCUGCUGGCCAGAUGGAAGACACGUCGGCUGCGCUCAGACCUCUGGGGCAGGAUUUUGGAUUCAGAGUCCUGGAUGCGACAGGCGGGCGGGCGCCGUCCCCGGAGCGCAGCCCUCAUGAUGACCCCGCUGCGUGUCGUCUCCCACUGGCUCGGCUCUGGAGCCAGGACCCGGGGUCCUGCCCCAGCCAGAGACUGCGAUGGCCCAGGCCGGAGCCUGAGGCCGCCCUCCCCGCCAGCCCGCUGGCUCGCCCCUCCCUGUGGACCCGCCAGGCCCCCGCGGGCCAUGUGCCCCUGGCAGCGGCCCGCUCGAAGCAGGUGAGAGUCUUCUGGGAACCUUCCGGCUCCCCCGAGCUGUCUCUCGAUGCCCGAAUGGGGUCUGAAGGCCCAGGGAAAGGCAGCAGCUCCCUGCAGAGGAAGCGGCGUGAGGACUGUGUCAUACCUUACACCCCGAAGAGACUAAGGCCGCUGCAGGCACUAAGCACAGAAACAGACAGCGGUAAGGACACGGAGGCCCAGGGUCCCCACGCUGGCCAUGUCCCGGCCCCACUCUGUGUGGCCCCCGAAGCAUCCGAGUUUAUCCAGCCGUAUCUCGACAGUCAGUACAAGGAAACCAAGAUUCCCAAGAAGGUGCUCUUCCACCUGCGGGGCCACCAGGGCCCCGUCAACAGCGUCCAGUGGUGCCCAGUGUCUGCCAGGAGCCACAUGCUUCUGUCGACGUCUAUGGAUAAAACCUUCAAGGUGUGGAACGCCGUGGACUCAGGGAGCUGUUUGCAGACCUACUCCCUGCACAGUGAGGCAGUGCGGGCCGCCCGGUGGUCCCCCUGUGGCCGGCGCAUUCUCAGCGGCGGUUUUGACUUCGCCCUGCACCUCACAGACCUCGAAACAGGAACCCAGCUAUUCAGUGGCCAAAGUGACUUUAGGAUCACUACCUUGAAGUUCCAUCCGAGAGACCACAGUGUUUUUGUAUGUGGCGGCUUCAGCUCUGAAAUGAAAGCUUGGGACAUAAGGACCAGCAAGGUGGUGAGAAGCUACAAGGCCACCAUCCAGCAGACUCUGGACAUCCUCUUCCUCCGGGAAGGCUCCGAGUUUCUGAGCAGCACAGAUGCUUCAAGCCGGGACUCUGCCGACCGCACCAUCAUUGCCUGGGAUUUCCAGAGCUCCGCCAAGAUCUCCAACCAGAUCUUCCAUGAGAGGUACACCUGCCCCAGCCUCACGUUGCACCCGCGGGAGCCCGUGUUCCUGGCGCAGACCAACGGCAACUACCUGGCCCUGUUCUCCGCCGUGUGGCCCUACCGGAUGAGCAGAAGGCGGCGCUACGAAGGGCACAAGGUGGAAGGCUACUCAGUGGGCUGCGAGUGCUCCCCGGACGGUGACCUGCUGCUGACGGGCAGCGCCGACGGCCGGGUCCUGGUGUACAGCUUCCGCACCGCCAGCCGCGCCCGCACGCUGCACGGGCACACGCAGGCCUGCGUGGGUGCCACCUUCCACCCCGUGCUGCCCUCCAUGCUCGCCACCUGCUCCUGGGAGGGUGACGUCAAGAUCUGGCUCUGAGCCUCACGGCGUGGAAGCCUCCCGAUGAGGAGGGCCUGAGGUUGGCUUCGGGCCAGGCUCGGAUGGAUGCCACCUCCCCAUCCUCCGAGCCUCUGUGUUCUCAUCUGUAAAAUGGGGACGAAAACCUUGUGUCUCAGGGUUCCGAGGACUACGUGUUAGCAA
Messenger RNA from Budorcas taxicolor (takin), 1810 nucleotides. It is a transcript of the gene WDR25, whose product is annotated as WD repeat domain 25. The record is from RefSeq and is a predicted model, not a curated record. NCBI's taxonomy places the organism in Eukaryota, Metazoa, Chordata, Mammalia, Artiodactyla, Bovidae. Gene Ontology annotation, molecular function: protein binding. The transcript is spliced from 6 exons. The coding region runs from base 29 to 1648 and encodes 539 amino acids.